Molecule: messenger RNA, 1227 nt
Organism: Harmonia axyridis
Lineage: Eukaryota; Metazoa; Arthropoda; Insecta; Coleoptera; Coccinellidae
Product: serine/Arginine-related protein 53-like
Exons: 5
Coding region: 187-1038 (283 amino acids)
Source: RefSeq, a predicted model, not a curated record
ACCUUUAUAUUAUUCUAUGAUCGUGAGUUCAAUCGAAAAAAACAUUAUGCUGAAUAUUAUAUUAUUAUGUGAUAAUUAUUAAUUACCGCGAACGUGUGAUGUAUUCAUCCAAAUCUCUCGGGAUACGAUAACGAUAUUAAUUUGGGGAACAGUCUUCACUCAAAUUCUGAGAAAGAUAUAACCAAGAUGGGUAAGUAUUCCAGCGAUUCAGAUACAGAAAAGUACAGCAGUAAAAGUAAACAUAGGCACAGAUCGUCAUCUAGUUCGGAGGAUUCAAGGAGUAGAAGAAAGAAAGAUAAAAAAGUAAAUAAACAUAAGACCAGAAGUCGAAGUCGGGAUAGAAGUACAAAAUUCUCAUCUUAUAAGUCCCACAAAUCUAGUUCAAGGAGAUCACCUUCUAGUGAGAGAUCUAUUUCUAAAAGACGACAUUCUCAUUCAAGGGAUCGUAAAAGAUCAACAUCUAGAGAUAGAAGGAGGUCCCGUUCAAAAGAUUUCAGUAAUUCAGUCUCUAGAGACAGAAAAAGAUCAUCAUCUAGAGGAAAAGACAGAUAUAGAAGGUCUAGAUCUAAAGAUUCUUAUAAAUCUAGAAGAUCUCGGUCUAAAUCUUUCAUUCGUGAAUAUGCAAGUAAACCAAAGAGAAAAUCAUCAUCCAGUUCCUCUGAAAGUUCACAGCCAGCUAAAAAGUCCAUGAAACUGAAAGAAUCUGUCAAAUCGGCAUCUAAAGAUAGGGAGUCUUCCCUUAAAAAACAAAUUGGAUCAGAAAAAAUUAACAUGCCCAUCAAUAGUGCAGUUUUGGACGAAUUGAAUAGUGACAAUUUUAUUCAAAAACAAUUUAAUUCCAGUAUGAAUAAAAAAAUGGAUAACAUAGUUAUAGAUCUCCAAAAGCAAACUAUUAAAGUACCUGAAGUAGAACCGGUAGAACCUGACAGCAUUUUUAAUAGCAAUCUAUUUAUGAAUGAAGAAACAAGAAUGGAAAAAUGGGUAAAAGAGCUUUAUUCUUAUAGACAGAAAGCUUUACAACAAGGAUUAAAAAAUUAAAUGUUUCUCACAAUGGCAUUCAAACUUUAUCCAGCCCUCGGCUGUUUAUUAGCCAUCAUCAUAUAUGUUAUUUCAAUGUUCAAACAUCCCCUGAUCCAAAAGUGUGAAGUUGAUAAAUGCCCACUUUGCUAUGGAACCAAUAUGUGUGAUAGCAUGAAUAACUCUGAAAUAAAACUAGAUUUUUCUUCA